Solea senegalensis (Senegalese sole) is the source of this 6705-nucleotide messenger RNA. RefSeq names its product kinase non-catalytic C-lobe domain-containing protein 1. Gene Ontology annotation, biological process: small GTPase-mediated signal transduction. Bases 189 to 5615 code for a protein of 1808 amino acids. The record is from RefSeq and is a predicted model, not a curated record. The transcript has 31 exons. NCBI's taxonomy places the organism in Eukaryota, Metazoa, Chordata, Actinopteri, Pleuronectiformes, Soleidae. Gene Ontology annotation, molecular function: guanyl-nucleotide exchange factor activity.
CUCUCAGCUGACGCUGCUUCAGGCGCAUUGCUGUGGGUCUUUGGCUGUUUUCACGCCACCGCUGUGUUUGGACUGCUGGACUGCAGCAAAUAGUCGCCCCCCGGUUCGUGUUGGGUGUACGCCGGGACAGCUCAGGAAUGCCUCCCGCCUCGUCCGCUUCACGGCUUGACUGAAUCGAAGUUGCUGCCAUGGAGACCUCAGGUGGUGACGAUACGGCGCUUUCAUACUUGAACGCUGGAGACAGGGACGGAUAUGACGAUCUGGAACAUCUGCCUCCGCUGCUGGAGGAUGAGGAGAACGUAUCACUGGCGGACAUCCUCUCUCUGCGGGACAGCUGUUUGUCUGAGGAGGAGGUGUGGGCAGUCUGUGCGGAGUGUGCUCUGGCCCUGAAGAGCAUCAGACCCUCCCAUCUCUUUCACAGUCUGUGUAUAACGCCAGACACUCUGGCCUUCAAUGCCCAUGGGAACGUUUGCUUUAUGGAGCAGCUCAGUGAUGAUCCCGAAGGCUCCUUCGUGCCUCCCGAGUUUGACAACACAGGCAGCACGUUUGAGGGUCAUGUUUACUCGCUGGGCUCCACACUCUCCGCUGCGCUGAACUUUGUCAUUGAGCCGGAGCUGGAGGUUAUGCUGGGAGAAGAAAUUCAGAAGUUGCUGGAGCAGAUGCAGGACGAGAAGCCCGAGGACAGGCCGCUACUGCAGGACAUCAUAUCUCUGGCUGAAGGACAGCUUUCUCAUACCUCCUCUGCAGCUGUGUGCCGAAAACUAUCCUCCAUUGGGCGACGGGUGCUUUCCAUUGAAUCAGUUUCAACGUUUCAAGAUGGACCGGAGGCAUCAUGGGAGGCGAGGUGGCAGCAUCCUAAACCCAGAUGUCUGCUCAGGGGACUGAGCUCAGAUGAUAAUGCCAAAAACGUGUGCAGUGGCAAUUCUGUUACGGCAAACGGUCUGUCCAGAAAACAGGUGUGCGGGGGCUGGGAUUCCUCCCUCUGGGCUGAGGAUAUGGAAGGAGAUGAAAUGACCUUGACAGAUGAGAUGGAUUGCAGGUCGCACAACAGCUCACCAGUGAAGAGGAGAGCCCAGCAGAGGCUGAACAGGGUGAGGGGGGCGCUUAACCGCUCCUGCUCCGUCCCGGACUCCAACAACCCCCCCUGUCUUUCCCCUCCAACACAAGGAGACAUCAGUGUACCAGUGUCUGACCUCACUGAGAUAGGAGCCGAUGAAAUCCUGAGCUGCAAGUCUGUGUGGAGUAACAGACUUCAGAGACUCAACCGGGGCCAGUCCUGUGAUUCUUACCCAUAUACUAGCACUGACGAUGAUAUGAAUUUUGUUGUGAAAAACCACAUGUCGCAAGCAAACGAGGAUGCUGCAGAGAUUUUAUGCAGCGUAGAAAUACAGACUCAGAAGAGCCGUGAAUGUGAAACUAUGGACCAUAUCCGGGAUUUAGCCUCUCCCUUUUCCUCCUGCCAAGACCUGGAAAUUGCACAAGAAUAUUCCGGGGAGCAGAGCACCUUGAACCAUAGCCUCUACAUUCCUAAUAACCACAUGACAAAAAGCAUGCUGUGUCUGAAUGAAGAAUCUCAGGAUGAGUGGAUCUCUCUCAGAGAACUGCUCAGUCGCUGUGGACGGAGGCUGACAGUUAAUGAGCUGUGGGCUCUGUGUUACACCUGUCUGUCCUCGCUGCAGACCUACAUUGACUUUCCAGCAUAUUUAUGCCUGGACACAGUGUACGUGGGAUGUGAGGGGGAAGUGCUUUUCUUGAAACCCAAAAACAUUGGACCACGAGAUGAAUUUUAUCUUGCCCCUGAGUAUCAAGAGCAUGGGAUUGUGACUGAAAAGGUUUGUGUGUACGCUGUUGCUGCUAUUCUCUGGGCCACGGCCAAGUUCAGUUUAUUGCCUACUCAAAAGCUGGCGAUGCCUCGCAAACUGAAGAGGCUGCUCCUUGAGAUGGCAAAGAGGACGCCGAUCGAGAGACCUACCAUUAUUGUGGCUAAAAAAUGCUGUAGUGACUACUUAUCACGUCAAGGAACAAAUGCCGAGACUGUGUGGAACGACCUGAUUAGCAGUGUUCACCCGCCAGUCUCAGAAUCCACUAAUGCAGAAGAUUUGAGUGCCACUGAAACUCACAACAGCUCCUGUGAAGAGUCUGAACAAAACCACACUGGCUUUGUUCCCAUGGCCACUGAGAGCCGACUGGCUCCUGUGCCUGGCCCUGUUCCCCACAGCCAUCCACUCAGCCAGGGACUCCAACUCCCAGAGGCUUUCACCUCCACUGCCACACACUUCACCCCUAUUGUCCUGACUGAAGAUGGGGACUCAGAGGAGGAGAGCCAGGACACUGGAGUGGCCAUUGAAGGUAAUGUGGAUGAAUUCACAAGAAACAGUGAAAAUGUGGAGGGAAGGGAUGCUGAUUUCAUCUCACACACUACGCACCCACAUCCUGCACAGACUGAACCCAGCGUACACACAGAGGAACUGCCUGUGAAUCAAAUGGUCAUAAAUACAACUCCUACAGCUUCCAGCAGCAAGAAACUGGUCAACACUUCUUUUAUUGUCCCGGAUAUUUCUUGUGUUGAAGUGUCUCUUCCUCCGGCAUCCACUAACCUCAAUGGUUCUGGUGUCUUUAACAAUUACCUCUUUUGUCAGGACCCGACAACUGGACAUCUUUCUUUAGUGCCUGUGCAGGUCAGGGCUCCCGAGUCCCUCCUCGGGUUGGAUAUAAAUCUUUCCCUGGUCCCUCAGCCUCUGCAAAGAUUAAUCACAGUUCCAGAGACGACUGAAGGUCCGUUUAUCAACUGUCUGAAUGUGCCUAUGAGGCCUGAACCCCAGGAAUAUGGCCCACUAUCAUAUUUCAGCGGUAGCUCCAUCCUGUCUGACAGCUCUGUGAAGUACAGUGUGACCAGGGCCCACAGUGGACAAGCAAGACCGGGGGCGCAAGAUGAGAACCAAUCUCCUUCUGAGACCAUCUCUGCCAAAGUCCAACCUGUCUUACAGGAGGUGAUUGACCUGCUCAAGGGAGAGUUUUCACUGGAUGGGUAUUUGGAUGAUGGACAAGAAAACAUUGCAAUUGGGGAGUACAUCUUCUCUCUGAAGGACCUCCAGUACGACACGUUUGCCUGCGUUGUGAGGCAGAGGUUCAGUAAUCUCUACUGGGAAGAGGAUUUGCUGGGUGUUUUACAUUGCCUGGUCAACUACAGCCCAUCCACACUCGGCGCUAAUGAUCAGCCGCCUCCAUCAAAGGCUGUGAAAGGUGUUGCCCUUACGUCGCCCUUGAUAGCAAGUGUCUGGAGAGAGAAAAGGGAAGUGUGCUUGCGAAGUCACCUCGACCUGAAUGGAAACGUCCGCACUUCGAUUCCCGCGUCUGUGGAUUCCUGGGGAGAAACUAAGGCUCAGUCCUGCCAUGAAGAAAACAAAAGUGCACUUGCAGAGGAUGAAUUAAGAUCGGAGCAGAGUCGGCACGGUAUUAGUCAAGGCGUCAGCACGGAAGGCUCGGACACAGGGGUGAUGGAGGGAGGAGAUCAUUCAGUGGGGGGCAGCGAUGAAAGCCCCUCUGAAGCUGAGUUUCCAUCAGGGAGAGAGGAAGGGCUGCUGGGAGCUUAUGACCAUGAGCAGAUGAGCUCUUACUGCCUGGAGGACAUGGAGGAUGGUGACUCUCUGGUGUCAGAGCAACUCCUCACACCUGGAUUUAAAGCAGGGCCACCGGGCCUCAGCUUAAGUCCAGCCUGGUUCUUGGCCUUUUUUGGAGAAGAGUUUUUUAGUCCCGAGGUGAUACAGUACGCAAUGAAUCUGGGACAGCACACAGGAUCCCCGUGUAUUGAUGUGAAAACACAGGAACUGCAGCAGCAGCUCUUAAUUGAAACAAGAAAUUUGAGGAAAACUAGAAAUUUCUACCUGAAGCUCAUUCAGCAAGAGAGACGAAAUAAAGGUUCAAGGAGCAAACUGAUGCUGUCCAAACUGAAGUCCCAGUUUGAGGAACUUCGAUCCAAAGUGGUGUUUUUGGACAGUGUGAAGAAAUACCUGGAGGUUGUGAGAGUGGAGCAGUUUGGUUUGGAGGCUUCAUUAUUAUCCUCCUUAGCUGUAUGUGGACCUGACUCUUUGGACCUCCAUCCCUCUGAGGAUCCCUCUGUUUUGAACUUUGGCAAAAGCAAAGGGAAGAGAACCCUGCAGGCUGGGUCUCCUCUGGGCCUCAUGGCUUACCUCUACACCAGAAAUGCUGCCAUGGAGGGCUACAUCCAGCAGUUCCUGUACACCUAUCGUUUCUUCUGCUCUGCUGAGCAGUUACUACAGUUCCUGAUGGACAGAUUUACCAGUGCUGCAAGAGAAGGUCUGAACAUGUCAGGAGACAGUGAAAAGAUCUUCCAUCGCUCCUUGGACCUGCUCCAGUUCUGGAUUACAGACUGUAAACAGAUGGACUUCACACCAAACUCCAGCAUCGUAGCUACAUUAGAGAGCUUCCUUAAUACUGAGGUAAUUCCUGUAGACAGCCGGGGAAAGGACCUUCUUGCUGCUCUCCACGGCCCCCCAACUAUAAGUUGGAGCCAAAGAAGAGGAAGUCUAAUCAGUAUUGAAGAGGAAAAUAACUCUGUGUGCUUGCAUUCAUCUAAUGAGUGGAGGAUCUCCAGAGUGGUGGAUCCCUCUGCAUCCAUAUCAAAAGAGAAGGCCUUCUCCAUUGCUGCAGCUUUGCCUGUGCCGUCCUACAGCGCUCUGGUGAACGACACAACCACCGUCUACCUGCACAGUGAGGACCGACUCCCCUUCAGCCAGAAUGAGUACAGUGCACAGCACUUAGCCCAGCAACUCACUCUCCUGCAGCAGGGAAUGUUCCAAGGAUGUCAUCCAGUUCAUUUCCUCAACUCUAGGGUACAAGGGAUCAGAGACAAUGUGUUAAUCCCAAAUAAGAACGUGUCACAGCACAUCCCGCCAGCAGAGGGCAGCAGUGUGCAGGUGUAUGAGGGGACUCCCUCAGACAGCCACCUGCAGCAGCUGCUCACAUAUGCUGACAGUGUCACCAAAUGGAUCUCCUCGGAAAUAGUUAUCUGUGACUCCACCAGGGCACAAGUUACUUUAGUGACUAAAUAUUUAUGGAUCGGAAAACAUUGCUAUGAAUCGAGGAACUUUGCCACCGCCAUGCAGGUCCUUGGAGGUCUGGAGAAUGUGACUGUCAGGCAAUUACCAGUUUGGAAACAUCUGCCAUCCAAGGUGUUUGAGAUACUGGAGGAGCUGCGAGCUGUGCAGAUGUUUCUAAAGAGUGACGACUUGUGUCUGAUGGCGGGGGAACACUUUAGGACGAGGCCCACCCUGUUACCAGCGCACAUCCUGGCCAUGCACGUCCAGCAGCUGGAGAUCGGCGCCUUCACGCUCACGACUGGAGCGUACAAGUGGAGCAAGCUCAGGAGCAUUGCAAAGGUUGUGAGUCAGGUCCACGCCUUCCAGGAGCUGAUGUACCCUUACAGUCCUGACCGAGAGCUGCAGGCCUACCUUCAGUGUCGCAUUGCCGGGUUUGUCACCUCUGACAUUCACCUUUUGGCUGCUGACCGCGAUGCCAACUUCCAGCAGUCCAGUGAGCGGCAAACGCGGAGAAUCCAGGACACACUCAAGCGGGUAAAGGCCACUUUCCUCUGAGCCCCGGUCUAGUCACAAGUCAUUGUGACUAGAGUGAAUCACCAUCGACAGGUCAACACCUCAUGACUGAGGCUCUGUGCCCAUGGCUUGACCUUCACGUCCCUCUGUUGUCCCAUCAGCCAGCUUGUAGACUGGAAAAAGGAUGUUGCCUGUUCCCUGUUGGUCCCCCAUAACCAAAAAAGGCACAUACUUCUCCCUCAGCUGAACUACCAGCAUGUUCAUGAUUAUUUGUGAACUGUCCCAGAAAUGUAGCUCUUAAGGGUCCCAUGUAAUCGGCCUGGAAUACCAACAUUUCAAGCACCAGGGCCUGGGAGGAAUGCACACCAAAAAAGCCACCACUUGUGUGUGGUAUUUUAGUCACUUUGUUGUUUUGGAAUUGAUCACAAAACCUAUUCUGAAGCUUCACUGCAUGAUAAUUGUUGGUCAGCGUUUAUUGUUGCCAUAGCUGCAAUUGAAAUAGGGCCAUAGAGAAUCAUGGGGGCAACAAUGCAUACAGUACAUUCAAUCUAAUCGUCACACAGCAGGUGAGGUGAAAAGUUGUGCGACCAAGUUGAAACCCUCGUUCCCUUCUCUCCUCCACUUGCAUGGCCAACAACAGGUUAAUCCAGCCUGAUCAAACAUUCAAGUAACCACAUUUAGGAAAGGAGAAAAACAUCAUGCAGAGAACCUUUCUAUGGACUGAACAGUUUGCUAUGAUUGAUUUUGUCGAACUUGCAUAGAUCUGUUUGUUUACCGCUUGCAACUUUACCUAAUGAUAUUUUUAUGACUAUAUUGGUAAUUGUUAUCUAACGUGAGCUGAAUUUACACUUUGUGAACUAAUUGCAUUUGUUAUCAAUAGUGUGUCAUGAAGGUCGCAAAGCUUGACAAGCUUCCCAUUACAGAUAAACUCAACAUAAUGACAUGUGCACAAAACGUGAUUUGAGAAAUGAUCUUUAGCCUUUGUCUAUUUUUCUAUUUUCUGGCUUGCUCUCUCUCUCUCUCUCUCUCUCCCUCCCAUGGUUUUCUGUCCUGAAGCAGAGCGUGAAGAUGGAAUGUGUCAUGCUAUGAAGAUUUGCUUAAUUUAGCCAAAUAAAAUACAUUUUAUAAGCUC